Molecule: messenger RNA, 1883 nt
Organism: Osmerus eperlanus (European smelt)
Lineage: Eukaryota; Metazoa; Chordata; Actinopteri; Osmeriformes; Osmeridae
Exons: 6
Coding region: 252-1022 (256 amino acids)
Source: RefSeq, a predicted model, not a curated record
UGCGCGGGGUUGUCCUACUGUGUUAGUGGGUGUGUGUGCGAGGGAGAGAGAGAGAGAAGAAUCGUUGGACAGACCAAGUAUUGUGUUACAUUAAUUAAUUAUAAAUCUAAGAAGGGCAAGUUUCUAGGGAGAGGGACUUGGGUGUCCCAAAUCCCAAACGUCUGGCACAGACUGGGUUAGCACACAUUAGACGGGAGUUGCAUUUACAGAAACACCCUACGGCGUAGCUACUUGGGACAGGGAUAUCCGCCAUGUAUAUCAAAUUCUGUCGUAAUUACGACGCUGACAUAAAGUCAUCGGAUGAGGCGAAGACUAAAUGUUUUGGCGAAGUGACGAAUUUAUCGGUUGAGUUAAAGGAAAAGCCAGACCUUCAGAUCCAUGGAAAAGUGCGUGUGUACCGCGCGCUGUGUUUCCUUCUGUCCUUAAUAUGCCUUGUUCUGCUGUUUGUCGUCAUUAUCCUGUGCGUGAAAUUCCCCACGGAGGCUCUGGUCUGCCCAGAAAGAGAGAGAGAGGGGACAGAGGAGACAGUGGUGAAAGUAGAGGAAACGCGCCAGUCUCCUCCGAUGUGCAGUCUUCAGAAAUGCAAAGCCCAACAUCCACAGUUUGGAACCCCAAGUUCACCCUGCCAGCCGUGUGCCGAGGGCUGGCUGCUGUUUGAGGACUCGUGCUUCUUCCUGUCCAGGGAGCGUCAGAGCUGGGAGGACAGCAGGAAGUACUGCAGUGCAAGAGGAGGGGAUCUGGCCGUCAUAACCAACGACAGAGUGCAGAACUUUCUAACCAAGGAGGGGAACCUUUUAUACUGGAUUGGUUUGAGGUACAAGGCCGAACAGUGGACCUGGGUAACCAGCGCUGCAUUGACAAAGAGCUACUGGGGAGGACGUGCCCCGGUAGGUGACUGUGGCUUGCUGCUUGGCAACAAGUCAACCAAUCAGAGCUGGAAUGCCUCACCGUGUUUCUACAGCAGUGCUUACAUCUGCCAGACCCAGAAGAGACACUUCCCUCUCCCAGCAGCCCUGGCCUAGCCCACCUGCCUCGGACCCCUGACCUUCCCAGCAGCCCUGGCCUAGCCCACCUGCCUCUGACCCCUGACCUUCCCAGCAGCCCUGGCCUAGCCCACCUGCCUCGGACCCCUGACCUUCCCAGCAGCCCUGGCCUAGCCCACCUGCCUCGGACCCCUGACCUUCCCAGCAGCCCUGGCCUAGCCCACCUGCCUCUGACCCCUGACCUUCCCAGCAGCCCUGGCCUAGCCCACCUGCCUCUGACCCCUGACCUUCCCAGCAGCCCUGGCCUAGCCCACCUGCCUCUGACCCCUGACCUUCCCAGCAGCCCUGGCCUAGCCCACCUGCCUCUGACCCCUGACCUUCCCAGCAGCCCUGGCCUAGCCCACCUGCCUCUGACCCCUGACCUUCCCAGCAGCCCUGGCCUAGCCCACCUGCCUCUGACCCCUGACCUUCCCAGCAGCCCUGGCCUAGCCCACCUGCCUCUGACCCCUGACCUUCCCAGCAGCCUGCUCCACGCCUUGUCCAGUAGGGGCCACAGGGCAUUACAUGGUCCUGACUUUGACCAACUUACUUGUUACUGUUGAUAAUCAUGCUAUGCUAUCUCAACUCCUGUUCUACAGGUUUUAAAUCAAUUAUUACAAGAUCUAUGUUUUAACACGUGUCUUAACACAUAAUUGUAGUGAUGAUUUUGUGUCAAAUUCAAUCAUUUUGUGCCUGGUUGUGCUGUAAUGUGUAUCAAUAAUGUACUGUAGAAUGUGCACUGGAAAUUCUGCAUUAGAAUCUUAUAUUAGAGAACUUUAUUGCUCAGUUUUGUCGAACCUUUUAUUGAAAUGUAGAUUUCUUUGCUUUCUGGCAUAGAACUUAGAUUUUUUUUAAAUAUAU